AAUAAAAACCUGCAUCAUAUUAAGGAAGAAUUUCCAUGAUAUUUCUCAUAAUUCAAGCUUUACACUAGGAAAUUCUUGAGAUAUAGGACUUUUUUGUUAUUUGCACUCAAAGAAGUAUUCAGGCAAACAGAUUAGAACAUGGAUUAAUCUAAAUAAAUUAUCAAAAUAAUGCUUUAUUAAAUUAUUAUGUUUAUGAGACUCAUGCCUAUAAUUACAUAAUAAAAUCCAACUUUUUGUGAGGUAACUAUUUAUAUGUAGUGAAUUGAUUAAACUAGCUUAAUCAAAUUAUUCCACAGCCAUCAAAUACCUUUAUAAUAUAGCC
This is a messenger RNA of Paramecium sonneborni, 322 nucleotides long. NCBI's taxonomy places the organism in Eukaryota, Ciliophora, Oligohymenophorea, Peniculida, Parameciidae. The record is from the annotation of a GenBank genome assembly.